Diatraea saccharalis (sugarcane borer) is the source of this 660-nucleotide messenger RNA. The record is from the annotation of a GenBank genome assembly. NCBI's taxonomy places the organism in Eukaryota, Metazoa, Arthropoda, Insecta, Lepidoptera, Crambidae.
AUGGAUAUUUCCUUAGAAGAGAAAUGUGAGAACCUUAUGAACAUAGUGGUCGAAUCUCGCAAACGUUUUGGAAAAAUGUGUCGAGAAUAUGAGCAGAAAACUUCAUUGAUCGAAAAUAGAAUUUUGAAUCUACAACUAGAAACAAUUUCCAGUUAUCGCUUCAAACCAAAGCAGACAAUAUCGCAUAUUGAAAUGGAUGAAGCGAGCAAAGAUUAUGAAGAUGAAAUAGUGGAAAGGAGUAAAAGAAUAGAAGACUUAAAAAAGAGGUUACGCAGUGCACAAGAUGUCGUUUUACAAUUAAAAUCUGAUAAUGUUGCAAGAAAAUUAAGGGAACCGUUGAAUGCUGAAGUGUUAUUAUCAAAAGCCAAAAUUAAACAUCUAAGUUAACUAUUUUUUCUACUCUAAAGAACAAUUUUAAUUGUGUGGGUUACUAUGUGUUUGCUUUCCAGCGUCAAUAUCUUUUCAUUACCACAUCACUAAAAGCCUCAAAUCCCAAAUGUCACUGUACCCAUGCCAUGUGAAAAGACUAUAUAUAGAAUGAAGUUUUAUAUAUAUGGACUAGAUUAGAACUGCUACUUAUAACUGAAUGAAUUAAAAGUUUUCUUUUUUUUUUUAAAGUAUGCUCUGAAGAACAGUCUUGGCUUUGUUUCUUCACUCUAA